Molecule: messenger RNA, 2404 nt
Organism: Clupea harengus (Atlantic herring)
Lineage: Eukaryota; Metazoa; Chordata; Actinopteri; Clupeiformes; Clupeidae
Product: multiple epidermal growth factor-like domains protein 9
Exons: 6
Coding region: 636-2396 (586 amino acids)
Biological process (GO): tissue development; animal organ morphogenesis
Source: RefSeq, a predicted model, not a curated record
CGUCAGCUUUGUCUUGUAAUGAUGCAAUCCCGCGCCUUGCCACACGAGAGCGUUUUUUGAUUCACCAAACCGAUUUGGUGCAAUGGGCUUGUCUGGUUUUUCUUAUUUCCUCUGUGGACCUGAUUUGUGCUUCUAUGAUUAUAAUUCAGGAAACAUUCUGAUAUCAUGGUACGUAUCUUUGUUAUUUUUGCUGCCAUAAACUAGUAUUUCUCCUAUUUUUUCUGCAUAGCUUGUUAUAAUUAUGUUAUAUUGCGUAGUCACACCACAAAUAAUGCGCACUGAAGAUUGAUGCUUUGUGUCAUGCAGAAACCUUCACAUCAACCAAUUACCUGACAGUGCGCACUAAAUGCGAAGAGAAAAUACACACAUCAGGCAAGUGCGUUGAGCCCUCCCAUAAUUUCAAUUGGUUGAGAUACACGUCAUUCAAGUGAGGGCUCUUCUUACGAGAGGUGGAAUUGGACCAAACACCUUGCAGUGGCUUCUUGUCCAUUCAGAAAAGAGGCUGUCGGCGCAGACAUGGUGGAGUAGGCUACAUCCCUGAAGGACUAUGCCCGAAUAACAUCUGGUUUAAAAUAAGGUAGCGGAUAUUGGAAUAUCGAAAGACGGAGGUUACUUCAUGGAGAGCUGAUACUAACAUGUGGUGGUUUCCCUUAAUUAUGUUUACAUCCCCGACGUUUCCAAUCAUCUUAUUUGUAUGUAUCGGGUUAUCUGAGGCGGCACCACGCAUAAUUUCCAACAAUGCGUUCUCUAUCGUACGAAAUAAUCGUGAAGUCUCCGACACCGUUUUGGGGCGACUGAACAGCAGCGAUCGGACCUACCUAUCGGAUGCGAAUUCAGGUCGUUUUCGAUUUUCCGGGCUCACCCCAGCCCCUACCAUAUUAUCUACUGGUUCAUCGUCGUCACAUGUCGCCAGGACAACAGUUACUACCGUUGAGCCCCCAACCACAGACCUCACCACACCAUCAGUCUCAGUUACCCAGACGGUAGGUGAGCUACCUGCCGUCUUUGACCGACAAAUAUCUGGCCGGAGAUCAGCUGACUCGGUGCCCUUUCUUGCACCACAAUCAAAAACACUGCAGAAGUCGCAGGGAAACAGUGAGAGAUCUCCACUUAUACCUGCAUCGGAGAAUUCUCAAGAACUGGUGUGUAACUGCAGUGGGGAGGGUGUGCAGGACCCCGAGGACUGUGACCCCUCCACAGGCCAGUGUCUGUGCCUGCCAGGCUACGCUGGACUGCAGUGUGAGGUGUGCGAGGACGCCCACUUCACCAACGGCACCAGCGGCUGUCUGCCCUGCGGCUGUGACUCCUUCGGUGCCAUCAACGAACUCUGUGACAGCGCUGGAUCAUGUGUGUGUAAGACUGGUGUGUACGGGCCCAAGUGUGACGACUGCCAUCCGGGCUACUUCCAUUUCAGCAGUACGGGAUGCCAGCCCUGCGAGUGCAACAACCACACCGUACACUGCCACCCUCAGUCAGGUGGCUGCCUGGACUGUCAGGGUAACACACAGGGCCAGAACUGCGAGGAGUGUGUGCCUGGGUCCUACCGCCGACCUGGAGAGGGGGUAAGGGACGCUUGCCUGCCGUGUCCCUGCUCCAACCGCACCUCCUCUGGAAGCUGCCAUGUUGACUCCACCGGGCGUGCAGUGUGUGACAAGUGUAAAGCCGGCUUUGCUGGUGCCACCUGUGACCUCUGCACCGACGGCUUCUACCGCUCGGGUGGGGUGUGUGUUCGCUGCGAGUGUAACGGGAACGCGGACCCUCGCUCUGCGCCGCGACUGUGCCACCUAGACACCGGGCACUGCCUGAGCUGCGCCAACAACACGGCCGGACAGCACUGCGAGCUCUGUGCCCCUGGCUACACCGGCGACGCCAGCACACACAACUGCACUCUCAAGGUGCGAGUCCUUCCUGUCCUAGAGUUGACGACCCACGCCAAACCUAGCCAGCCACUUCCAGCUACACACUCCACCCCCCCCUCCAAGCCCGACGCCAGCACAGCACCAACCCCACCCCCUGCCUCCAUCACCACCUCAUCUGCCCAGGCCAAGCUCCCCAGCCUGGUCGCCCCCACCCGCAACUCCACGGCGGCCGCGCUCACCGUGGUCUCCUGGACGCAGUUCAACGUGGUGGUGCUGGCCGUCAUCAUCGCCGUGGUGGUGCUCCUCAUGGGCUUCGUGGCCGGCGUCUACACCUACCGCGAGUACCGCAACCGCAAGCUGAACGCGCCCUUCUGGACCAUCGAGCUCAAGGAGGACAACAUCAGCUUCAGCAGCUACCACGACAGCAUCCCCAACGCUGACCCCGCGGGGCUCCUGGAGGAGGAGCCGUGCCCGGUCGCGCCCAACGGUCAACUCGCGCUCACCACCACCACGCCGAACAUGUACACCAAGGCAUGAGGAAGCAG